This is a messenger RNA of Sorex araneus (European shrew), 3011 nucleotides long. It is a transcript of the gene S1PR5, whose product is annotated as sphingosine-1-phosphate receptor 5. The record is from RefSeq and is a predicted model, not a curated record. Gene Ontology annotation, molecular function: sphingosine-1-phosphate receptor activity. Gene Ontology annotation, biological process: G protein-coupled receptor signaling pathway. Bases 123 to 1319 code for a protein of 398 amino acids. Gene Ontology annotation, cellular component: membrane. The transcript has 2 exons. NCBI's taxonomy places the organism in Eukaryota, Metazoa, Chordata, Mammalia, Eulipotyphla, Soricidae.
CGGGGACUCAUCUCCGGGGCUAAGCCUCCUUCCUAGGCGCGCCGCUGGGAACCCUGCUCUGGCCGGGUGUUACCCGGGUGCAGCCCUCGAGGCUCUCUGGAAAGCCUUGGGGCAGGUGGCCCAUGGAGCCAGGGCUGCUGCGACCCGCGCCGGUCAGCGAGAUCAUCGUCCUGCAUUACAACUACACCGGGAAGCUCCGAGGCGCCCGCUACCAGCCCGGUGCGGGGCUGCGCGCAGAUGCCGUCGUGUGCCUGGCCGUGUGCGCGCUCAUCGUCCUGGAGAACCUGGCGGUGCUGCUGGUGCUCGGGCGCCACCCGCGCUUCCACGCGCCCAUGUUCCUGCUGCUGGGCAGCCUCACGCUGUCUGACCUGCUGGCGGGCGCCGCCUACGCCGCCAACAUCCUGCUGUCGGGGCCGCUGACGCUGCGCCUGUCGCCGGCGCUGUGGUUCGCGCGCGAGGGCGGCGUCUUCGUGGCGCUGGCCGCGUCCGUGCUGAGCCUCCUGGCCAUCGCGCUCGAGCGCCGCUUCACCAUGGCCCGCCGGGGCCCCGCUCCGGCCGCCCGGCGGGGACGCACGCUGGCCUUGGCGGUGGCCGCCUGGGGCUUGUCCCUGUUGAUCGGGCUGCUGCCGGCUCUGGGCUGGAACUGCCUGGGCCGCCUGGACUCGUGUUCCACCGUGCUGCCGCUCUACGCCAAGGCCUACGUGCUCUUCUGCGUGCUCGCCUUCCUGGGCAUCCUGGCGGCCAUCUGCGCCGUCUACGCGCGCAUCUACUGCCAGGUGCGCGCCAACGCGCGGCGCCUGCGGGCGCGCCCCGGAGCGGGUGGGAGCGUCUCCGCGCGGUCUCGCCGCACCCCGCGCUCGCUGGCGCUGCUCCGCACGCUCAGCGUGGUGCUCCUGGCCUUCGUGGCCUGCUGGGGCCCCCUCUUCCUGCUGCUCUUGCUGGACGUGGCGUGCCCGGCUCGCGCCUGCCCCGUGCUCCUGCAGGCCGAUCCCUUUCUGGGCCUGGCCAUGGCCAAUUCGCUGCUGAACCCCAUCAUCUACACGCUCACCAACCGCGACCUGCGCCACGGGCUCCUGCGGCUCCUGUGCUGCGGCCGCCGGCCCUGCUGUGUCGGUCCCGGAGCCUCCCGGCGGCCGGGCGUCGCCGCUGGGGCCUCGGGGGGUCUGCAGCGCUGGCUGCCCCCUGGUCUGGACGGCAGCUCCAGUCGCUCCGAGCGCUCUUCGCCCCUGAGGGACAGGCUGGACACCAGCGGCGACACUGGAGACCCCGGCGUGCCCACCACCGCCCCGCCCCUGGGUCCGGCUCCGGCUGCAGACUGACAGACUCUCUGCGCGCUGGCCCUUUUAGCAGGAGCGUGGCAGAAAUUUUCUUUGGGAAAAAAAAAAUUGGUGGGGGGUGAAGGGCCAGAGAGGUGGUACAGUGGAUAGGGCGCCUGCCUUGCACUCGGCCAUCCCGGGUUCUAUUCCUCCUGGCAUCUCAUAUGGUCCCCGAGCACCACCAGGAGUAAUUCCUGAGUGCAGAGUCAGGAGUAACCCCUGAGCUUCGCCGGGUGUGACCCAAAAAUAACAAAAAAAAAAUUGGGGGGGAGGUGAUUUUGGGGAUUGAACCCGGGCUUCUUUAUCCAUGCAAGGGAGGAGCUCUGCCAUGGAGCCACAUCCCCCAUCCUAGAAUUUUUCAUUUUUCCAUUAAGGAAUUUUAGGAGAAGCCCUGGAAGAUGGCAUGGGUGGAGGAGACCCGAGAAACGGCUCCAGUGGGCCCCAGGCAGAGGCAAACACCCCAGUUCCUGGUUGACAUGGUGGAUGGUGCCUGGGGAACUGAAAUCUUCCCAGAGCUCCCUAGUAAUGGAGACAAUUCCAUGGACAAUACAGCGAUGAACCCAGGGUCAGGGGAAGCUUAGCCUUCACUGUCUCCGGACCCUGAAGGAACUGCAGGGUGCGGGGGGGGGGGGGGGGGGCACCACAUGCAGAGUUCCAGUGUCCGGUGUGUCCUGCCUCCAUCUGCAGUAAAAGAGGUUCCGGGUAUGUCUGGAGCCAGGACAGAGGAGGGGAGGGAGCCAAGUCACGGGACAGCAUGAAAGGGCCAGAGCUUCCCAAAGGAGUCACAGUUCCAUCUGUGGAGGGACAGAGCGGGCAGGGCUUUUGCUUGGAGUGAGCCCCCAGCUAUGGAGGGUUGUAGGCAGAGGCGGGUCAAGGGUCAGGACUCAAUUCAGUUUUUAAAAUUUGCUUUUUGGGGGCUGGCGCGAUAGCACAGCGGGUAGGGCGUUUGCCUUACAUGCAGCCGACCCGGGUUCGAUCCCCAGCAUCCCAUAUGGUCCCCUGAGCACUGCCAGGGGUAAUUCCUGAGUGUAGAACCAGGAGUAACCUCUGAGCAUCGCCGGGUGUGACCCAAAAAGCAAAAAAAAAAAAUAAUAAAAAUAAAAUAAAAUAAAAAAAAAAUAAAAUUUGCUUUUUGGGUCACACCCGGUAAUGCUCAAGGGUGACUCCUGGUUCUGCACUCAGGACUCCUGGCGGGGCUCAGGGACCAUCUGGGAUGCUGGGGAUCCAACCUGGAUCGAAUUGGCUGCGAGUUAGGCAAGCACCCUCCCCACUGUACUAUCGCUGCAGCCCUCCAGGACCCUCUUCUGACUUUUCCACGUGCCUCGCAUCUCUGAGGGACCAUGGGGUGGACACUAGAAUAACAUGAAGGUGUUCUGGGGAGUGAGGUGGGGGGACCUGUGCUUUGCGGUGGAUUCUGACAGCGCUGGGCAGAACUGAACAAGGAAGUGAAAGAAGAAAAGGAGCCAAACUCACAUCUCUGGUUUAGGGGUGAAGACUCACAGGUGGGGCUCCAUGAAACUGGAAACCAGGGGGCCAGGAGCUGGCCUUGCAGGAGGCUGGGUUUCAUUCCCAGCGCUGCGUGGGGUCCCUUGAGUCCCUGCCAGCAGUGACUCUGAGCACAGAGCCAGGAGUAAGCACUGCAUAUUGCUGGGUAUGGCCUCAAAAUGAAACAAAUAAAUAAAAAAUUAAACUUUG